Messenger RNA from Trichomycterus rosablanca, 4213 nucleotides. RefSeq names its product DEAH (Asp-Glu-Ala-His) box polypeptide 36 (gene dhx36). The coding region runs from base 60 to 3137 and encodes 1025 amino acids. The record is from RefSeq and is a predicted model, not a curated record. The transcript has 26 exons. Gene Ontology annotation, cellular component: intracellular anatomical structure; cytoplasm. NCBI's taxonomy places the organism in Eukaryota, Metazoa, Chordata, Actinopteri, Siluriformes, Trichomycteridae. Gene Ontology annotation, molecular function: ATP binding; RNA helicase activity; DNA helicase activity.
CGAACGCCGGGUUGUAGCGGCUUAGAGAUUGGAUCCCGGAUCAUCGUUCUCCUCUGAGCAUGAGUUACGGUUACGGAGGUGGACGUGGACGUGGACGAGGGCGUGGCUGGAGGUCCGGAGAAGAGCGCUGGGGUUCAGGCUGGGAGCAGCGGGAUGAAGGUGCUGGAGGAUCAGGAGGAGGAGGAGGAGGAGGUGGAGGAGGAGGUCGGGGGAAACACCCUCCUCACCUGAAAGGUCGAGAGAUCGGACUGUGGUACGCCAAACACGGAGGAGCCCGGAGAGCCGAGGCCGAGAGGAAGUCUAGAGCCGUGGUUCAGAUGGACGAGUCGAGAGAGCAGCACAUCACGCGCCUCCUAAACUCGGUCCAGAGCGACCCGUCCCGAGGGCACGCCCCCUCCGCCCCUCCGUACAGACCCGCGAGACGAGAACCGAACACUCACAGCUAUUUCGAUGGUGACGAGCCUACAGACGAGCAGCAGAAAACAUCGAGCGUCACGGAAACGAAGCCGAAGCCGAAGGUGAAAGACGAGGAGGAGGAGCAGGUGGAAGAGUGGGAGGACGUCAAGGAGGAGCAGAGAGAGCGAGAGCACAGAGAUCUGGAGUACCUGGUUCAGGAGUUGGUACAGAAACCGUCGCUGGAUGAGGAAUUAAAGAGCGACCUUCAGAGCAAACGAGAGAACCCGAAAUACUUAGACAUGCUGAAAUUCAGAGAGAAGCUUCCAUCCUACAGCAUGAGAGAGGAGCUGGUGCGGUUGAUCCGUUGGAACCCGGUGGUGGUGGUCAGCGGUGAGACCGGCUGCGGUAAAACCACACAGGUCACUCAGUUCAUCCUGGACGACCACAUCGAGCGGGGCGUGGCCUCCCUCUGCAGGGUGGUGUGCACCCAGCCCCGCCGGAUCAGCGCCAUAUCGGUAGCGGAGAGGGUGGCGGCUGAGAGGGCGGAGUCAGUGGGAGACGGGAAGUCCUGCGGUUACCAGAUCCGCCUGCAGAGCCGGUUGCCACGGAAACAAGGCUCGGUGCUGUACUGUACGACGGGGAUCAUUCUGCAGUGGCUGCGCUCCGAUCCAUGUUUAUCCAGCAUCAGUCACCUGGUCCUGGACGAGAUCCACGAGAGGAGCCUGCACUCGGACGUUCUCCUGAACAUCGUGAAGGACCUGCUGAGCAGACGAGACGACCUCAAGGUGGUGCUCAUGAGCGCCACGCUGAACGCCGACAAGUUCAGCGAGUACUUCGGUGGCUGCCCGAUGGUUCACAUCCCCGGUUACACCUUCCCGGUGCAGGAGUUCCUCCUGGAGGACGUCGUGGAGCUCCUCAGGUUCAAACCUCAGCAGAAGGAGCGGCGCCCCCGCUUCAGGAGGGGCUUCAUGCACGGCCAGAACGCGCGACCCGAGCAGGAGGAGAAGGAGGCGGAGUACAGGGAGAGCUGGCCCCGUUUCGCCCGCACUCUCCGACAGAGGUACUCGGACAGCACGGCCGACGCCCUGGAGAUGAUGGACGAGGACGACAAGAUCAACCUGGAGCUGAUUCGAGACCUCAUCCGCCACAUCGUACUCAACAAGGAUGACGGUGCCAUCCUGGUCUUCUUACCCGGCUGGGACAACAUCAGCACUCUGAACGAGCUGCUCACGGCUGAUCACAUGUUCAAAUCCGAUAAGUUUGUCAUCAUUCCGCUUCACUCCCUGAUGCCCACCGUCAACCAGACCCAGGUGUUUAAACGGCCGCCCUCUGGAGUUCGGAAGAUCGUGAUCGCGACGAACAUCGCAGAGACCAGCAUCACUAUAGACGACGUGGUGUACGUGAUCGACGGCGGGAAGAUCAAAGAGACGCACUUCGACACUCAGAACAACAUCAGCACCAUGACGGCGGAGUGGGUCAGCCUCGCCAACGCCAAGCAGCGGAAAGGACGGGCGGGCAGGGUGUCUCCAGGUAAAUGUUAUCACCUGUAUAAUGGUCUGAGGGCGAGUCUGCUGGACAGUUAUCAGCUCCCUGAAAUUCAGAGAACCCCCCUGGAGGAGCUCUGCCUGCAGAUCAAGAUCCUGAAGCUGGGCCGCAUCGCAUCAUUUCUGAAGAGCACUUUGGACCCGCCGUCAGACAGAGCCGUCGAGCUGGCCAUUACCCACCUAAUAGAUCUGAACGCGCUGGACCGGAAUGAGGAGCUGACUCCGCUGGGUUUCCAUCUCGCCCGUUUACCCGUGGAGCCGCACAUCGGCAAAAUGAUUCUGUUCGGCGCUCUGCUCGCCUGCCUGGAUCCGGUUCUGACCAUAGCGGCCAGUCUCAGCUUCAAAGAUCCAUUCUCCAUCCCACUGGGGAAGGAGAAGAUCGCCGACCACAGACGCAAAGUCCUGUCCAAAAACUCCAAGAGUGACCACCUGACCAUCGUCAACGCCUUCCGGGGUUGGGAGGAAGCUAAGAGGAGUGGAUACAGGAGCGAGCGCGAGUACUGCUGGGACAACUUCCUGUCCGCCAACACGCUGCAGAUGCUACAGAACAUGAAAGUGCAGUUUGCUGAACAUCUGUUAGCAGCUGGAUUUGUGAGCAGGAAGGACCCUAAAGAUCCCAGUGCCAACGUCAACUCUGAUAACGAGAAGCUCCUGAAGGCGGUGAUCGUCGCUGGUCUUUACCCCAAAGUCGCCAAGAUACGACCCAGCUUCCACAAGAAGAGAGCCAUGCCAGCGAAGGUGUACACCAAGGCUGAUGGGAAGGUCUGCAUCCAUCCCAAAUCUGUCAACGCUGAGGAGACGCAGUUCCACUACACCUGGCUCAUCUAUCACCUGAAGAUGAGAACCACCAGUAUCUUUCUGUACGACUGUACCGAGGUGUCUCCGUUCUCUCUGCUGUUCUUCGGUGGUGACAUCUCCAUCCAGAAGGACCAGGAGCAGGAGACCAUCGCCGUGGACGAGUGGAUCGUCUUCCAGUCUCCUGCUCGCAUCGCUCAACUGGUGAAGGACCUGAAGAAGGAGCUGGAUCAGCUGCUGGAGGAGAAGAUUAAACGUCCUCGGCCGGUGGACUGGAGCGACCGCGGCUCUAAAGACUGCGCCGUGAUCUCGGCCAUCAUCGACCUGAUCACCACGCAGGAGAGUCACAGCGCCGAGACGUCACGGGAACUGAACCACAAACACAACCGGUACUGGGAGUGACCCGGGUUCCCACUAAACUACACCGGAGGGACUGGUGAUGCACGAUCGGCUGCUCUAAAGGCGCCCAUCACUGACCGCUCCAGCGUCCGCUGACUGAUCCGGUCCACAACAUUAAAUAAUUCAAACAUUUUUCCGUCUGAUGUUCAGAUCAAGUGUGAAAAUAACGAGCGGCUUCACAAAACCGAGUCCCACCUGUGUAAUGUGUUCAUUUAGAUAUACUCAGUUCCUCUGUGCACUCUGGUGACCCCUCCUGGUUGUACGACUGCCUUGCCGGCCGUGACGAUCCACCGGCUGGCCGCUCUGGGGCGUACCUGAAGAGGCGUGUACCUGCCACGGUCAUGCCCUGUUCCCUAAUUGUGGCUUCCUCUGGCGCUGCAGACCCGAGGACAGCCUCAGACUAGCACACACACGCACGCACACACACACACGCACACACACUCACACGCGCGCACACACACACACACACACACACACUCUAUGAUUAUCGUUUAAAUGAUUGUGUUUUUUUUCUGUUGGCCUUGUAAAAAUUAAAAGCUGUUUACUCUUCCGUUUAAGGUAUGACCAAAAGUAUGUGGACACGUCUGAUUAUUACAUUAGUUUGAGUCUUUAAAAUGAACAUUAAUUCUAUAAUCUGAAUUCUAUCCUGCCGCUCCGUUUGAAUCCUCAGUGGUGCCGUCAGCCAGGUUGGGCGUCUGCAUACUGACACGACUGGCCGUCGGCCCCACGAUGGAUCCGGCGUCCUGUCUGGGGUGUGUUCCUGGACCCACCGUGACCCUGACCAGGAUCAAUCUGAACAAAAUAAACUGAAAUGCUUCCAGCAUCAGUGCCAGACGUCAGCGUGUUGGGGGUUACUUCAGGGCAGCGGUGGUAGUAAUCAGAAGGUUCCUGGUUCAAGCCCCACCAGCUCAUAGUUUGGUGUCCACAUACUUUUGGCUGUACUGUGUAAGUAAAGACUGACGGAUGUGAGACUGACUGUCCAGAUUUUAUUAUUAUUAUUAUUAUUAUUGAUGAAUUAAUGAAUUAUUUUGUGUUUUUAUUGUUUUGUUGAUUAAAUCUGCUGUUCAGCUACAACCUGA